Molecule: messenger RNA, 204 nt
Organism: Thelazia callipaeda (thelaziosis nematode)
Lineage: Eukaryota; Metazoa; Nematoda; Chromadorea; Rhabditida; Thelaziidae
Source: the annotation of a GenBank genome assembly
AUGCUGAUAGUACCUUCGUUAAUUUGUCCUGACUGGAAUACAUCAUCCGAUGGAAUAUUUAAGAAAGAUACUGAAUAUCUGUAUUGCUCUGGGCGAAAAAUAGAACGAAUGAAAAUUGCAACGAAGGAAAAAAAGAGAAACGAAAUGGAUAUUACAUCAAGUGCACCGAGUGGGGCACCGGGAGCAACCGGUUUCUCCAGUUGA